GAGGAGAGAGAGUAGAUUUCCAUAAAAAGUAGGGCUGUUACAUAUAUAGUGUUCCGUUAUAACAGUAUCUUAACUCUAAAAGGUCUUUGUCUGGAUUCGCUUCGGCAAUACAUACACGGGUGUCUCACGCAAACUCACGCGCCCCCAAAUUAAAAUAACAGCUCAAGCAUCCCUAUCUCGAAAUUUCCACCAAACACGUACCCAUACAAAUACAAUCCCCUUUUUCUUCAUUCUCAAUUUCCUCCCUUCCCAAAUUCCUUCAUAUAAAACUUGGUUCCAAACAGAACAACAUUUCACAAACACAACCAAAUAAACACAAAGAAAUAAAAGAAAAAAAAAAAGAAAGAAAAACAGAGACACUCGUUCUAACAUCGGCGCGUGUGUUUGCACGCAAUAAUUCUAUCGCAAUUACUCCGUCAUCGUCGCCGGAGUAUUCGGUUUCGGCAGCUGUAAAGCGCCAAAACCAAACCCCAAACCGUAAUCUCGUUCUGAUCGAGCCGACAGGUUCGGUCUCUGGAUCGAGCCAGAUGCCAGAGAUCGAACAGAUUGAUGGUAACAUCGCCGCUACUGGCUCGGCCGCCGCGCCUGAAAAUGUUUUGUUUGGGAAAUAUGAGGUCGGACGGCUUCUCGGGUGUGGUGCCUUUGCGAAGGUUCAUCACGCCAGGGAUGUCCGUUCUGGACAGAGCGUGGCGAUCAAGAUUAUUAACAAGAAGAAAUUGGCCACUCCGAACCUCAGGUCGAACGCUAAGCGUGAGAUCUCUGUCAUGAAGAGGUUGCGCCACCCUAACAUCGUCAAGCUUCACGAGGUUUUGGCUUCGAAGACCAAGAUCUAUUUCGUGAUGGAGUUUGUUAAGGGAGGUGAGCUCUUCGCUAAGGUCGCCAAGGGACGGUUUUCUGAAGAUCUCAGCCGCAAGUACUUUCGUCAGCUGAUCUCCGCCGUUGGUUACUGCCACUCGCGUGGGAUCUUCCACCGUGACCUCAAGCCUGAGAAUCUCCUCCUCGAUGAGAACGGUAACCUGAAGGUCUCUGAUUUUGGUCUCAGCGCCAUUGCCGAUGACCAGAUCCGGUCCGAUGGUCUCCUCCACACGCUUUGUGGGACACCAGCUUACGUGGCACCCGAGAUUCUCAACCAGAGGGGAUACGACGGGGCUAAGAUUGACGUUUGGUCCUGCGGCGUCGUUUUGUUCGUUUUAACCGCCGGCUACCUUCCUUUCAAUGAUGGGAAUCUCAUGGCCUUGUAUAAGAAGAUCUAUAAAGGUGAAUAUCGUUGCCCCAGGUGGAUGUCCCCAGAUCUCAAGCGAUUCUUAUCUCGCCUUUUGGAGACGAAUCCCGAGACCAGGAUCACCAUUGACGAGAUUUUGAAGGAUCCGUGGUUCAGAAAAGGUGGGUACAGAGCUCAAAUCAAUUUCUACGACGAAGAAUCCGAACCAGUCCCAAAAAUGUCCGGGGAUGGCGAGCAUGACCCAAAGGAUCUGAGCUUGGCCAACUUGAACGCGUUUGACAUCAUAUCGUUCUCAUCGGGACUGGACCUUUCUGGGUUAUUUGAUUUAUCGAACAGCUCAGUCCAGGAAGGAGAACGACUCAUCUCGCAGGAGUGGCCGGAAAAGAUCAUCCAGAAAGUUGACGAGUUCGCCAAAGGCGAGAGGUUAAGGAUGAAGACGAAGAAGGAAUUCGGAGUCGAGAUUGAAGGGCAUAAUGGUAAAUUGGUGAUGGGUCUAGAGGUUUACAGGUUAACCGAGACCUUAGUGGUUGUGGAAGCCAAGAGAAAAGGUGGUGAUUCCAAUCUUUACAAAGAGAUUUGGGAGAAUAAGCUUAGGCCUUUGUUGUCAUUUUCUAGCUCUUCGUUUAUGGAGUCAGAAGCUUCAACUUCGAAUUGUUCUUUGGAUGAGGCUUCAUCAUCAUCAUCAUCGUCAUAGUCAUAAGUUGGUUCAUCAUAUAUAUAUUAAUUAGAUUACGAAUUUGCUGCAAAUUUAAAAUAAAAAAUAAAAAAUUUGGUCAUGGGGGGAUGGUGGGUUCCUUUUUGGAUGUCGUUUGGUACAAUAUUACUUAUAAAUUACAAUGUCGUCUGAUAUGUCAGAGAGAAAGAGAGCAGUUUUAAAGUUUGUGUUUUUAAAUUUCAGUUGUUAAUUUUAGUGGGGUGGAUGGUGGUGGAAGAGGUGAAUGAAUGUAUGUACAGUGAUUUAAGAGGAUGUUUUGGAAGAAAGAAAGAAAAGAAAAAAAAAAUAGAAUAAGUUGUAUGUAUAUAUACCUUUUGAGUAUGUAAACGACAACCGGAGAGUGAAGGGUUUUGAGUAUGAACUCUCAACUUCGACUCCUUAAUUAUAAUUCCAUUUUCUUCA
Messenger RNA from Cannabis sativa, 2339 nucleotides. RefSeq names its product CBL-interacting serine/threonine-protein kinase 11. The record is from RefSeq and is a predicted model, not a curated record. Lineage: Eukaryota; Viridiplantae; Streptophyta; Magnoliopsida; Rosales; Cannabaceae. Bases 528 to 1916 code for a protein of 462 amino acids. Gene Ontology annotation, molecular function: protein kinase activity; ATP binding. Gene Ontology annotation, biological process: protein phosphorylation; signal transduction. The transcript has a single exon.